UCAAGAUACUUCUUGUCGAUAACUUACAUAUUUGUGAAGCAAUUCAAUAUCUUCCCAACGGGAUAAAGAUUCUUUAUUGGCGUAAAUAUCCUUUUCGCUUGCCAUCCAAAUAUUGUCCUCGACAACUUGUUGGGCUCGAUAUGCCAUAUAGUCGCAUUGGGUUGGAAAAGUUAUGCAAGCAGGAGUUCCAGUUAGAAAAUAUGAAACAUCUCAAUCUCAGUGGUUGUAAAUUUAUAACCAAAUUACCUGAAUUAUGCACCCCAAACUUGGAGAUAUUGGACCUUUCCUAUUGUGAAAAUUUAGUUAAGAUUCACGAGAACGGUGAAUUUCUUCAUAAGCUUAAAACGUGGAAUCUUGAUUAUUGCAAAAAACUUCAAAAUAUUCCAAACAACCUCAUGUUGACAUCUCUUGAAGAUCUUGAGAGAUUAACCCUUUAUGAUUGCCAAAGCCUUCGGGAUCUUCCAGAUUGCAUUUAUAAAUUGCAACAGCUUCGGGAGUUGUUGUUUACUCCUACUGCCAAAUUGAGACCGACAUGCAAUUUUUUUGAUAGCUCCUCCGGUUAUGGGUUUCUGAACAUGACACGCCUGCAACUCCGGUGGUCUAAAACCAUAAUUGAAUUAGAUCUUUUGAUGAAGCCUGAUUACUUCCCCACAUUGGAAGUGAUAGAUCUAGGUUGUACCAAUAUUAUUACCAUCCCCGAAAGCAUUAGCAGAUUUCCUAGAUUAAAAGAACUUUUAAUUGACAAUUUCAAGCACCUUCGUGAAAUUCAAGGACUUCCACUAUCGAUAAGUUGGGUUUAUGCAAGAAAUUGCCCGUUGUUGGAUAACGAAUCACCAAGUGGGGUAUUGAAUCAGGUAAUAGAAAUUGUGGGGAUUUUACGGAAUGGAGUAUGUGGUAGUGCAAGAAGCAAUGAAUUAAUGGAUCCACAGUUCACCGAUUACUUCCCAUCUGAAACUGAGGGUGCUCAAUCUGAAUCCGAAUCUGAAGAUGGGGACAUAUCACAGUUCUCCAAUUAUAUUCCUGAAUAUCGUAUGCUUUGGGUAUCGGGAACUGAGAUUCCAUGGUUCAAUCAUCAAAGUGUUGAAAAUAAUUCCAUAUCGUUCUGGGUUGGUCGCAAAUUUCCAAAAUUGGCUCUCUAUAUUGCUUUUGGACUCGAUGAGUAUUCAUAUAAUUGCUUUGUUUACACUUACAUUUCCAUCAAUGGUUGUAUAAAAGAUGAAUGGUUGCCUGUGCCUGUAAUUCAAAAUGCUUAUAAUCUUCUGCUAUUAUAUUCUCCACGUCAAAGGUUUCUGCAGCAGAAAUUGAAUGAAUCAAAUCCAACCGACCAGAAUCGUGUUAAGGUUACAUAUUCUAUUAGCCAGCGUGGAUGUAUUAAGACACUAAAAGCCACAAGGUGGGGGGUCCACGUAGAGUGCAUCUGUCCUCAAGAAUCUGGUAUACCUAACUUGCCCCUUCUAACUGCUGGACAUGAUGAUAGUGAUGAUGAUGUGGAUUACUGGAGCGAGUUGCCAUUUUAUGGAUCUGAUGAUUUGGAAGCAGAAGAAGAAGAAUAUCAGUCUCCUCAUGACACAUCUAGGUCCUGCAUGAGUUGGCUAGUUGGCCCAACCACCAUGCUUUUUAGGCUAUUUUUUUGCUUUUGCUGCCCCAAAGAUUUUUGAUGAAACCAAGGACAUUUUGAUGAGCUCUGAAUGAAUAUGCCUCAAUCAAAAAAUUACAUUGAAACUGUUUCUCCUCUGUCAUCUUUUGCAUUUGAUGCCAAGUUGACUGGGAUGGUUAAAGUCACUGGAUUGAGGAAAGAGUUAUAUUGGAACAACUUGUGGAUCAAGCUAUGGCAGGCAGAACUUUCUUGACAAAAAUAGUCAAUUUUUCUUUAGCUUAUCUUGAUAAAGAUCUCAGUGUGGUCUCUGAAAAAUUAAUUACUGCUGUUAAGGCCAUUGAAGUGGCAGGUCUGUAUGAUCAUCAAGCUAAUCGCAACCUUGAGCUGGCAUUAGCAAGAUACUCAUGGAGAUUCAAAGUCAAUAGAUUAUUAGGGGGUUUACAAAAGCCCAAGAUCCAACAGAUUCAGCAGCAUUUGAAAGAGGUUGCAACUGAUUCUGGAGAUCUCAGCUAAGAUAAAGUUUUUGAACUUAUCAUGGAAGUUACUACGAGAACGAAAUAUGCUUCAUUGUAUUUGUCGAAAGCCAUAUGAUCAGAGAGCAAUGAUUGCUUGUGAUCAAUGUGAUGAUUGGUACCAUUUUGAUUGCAUUAACUUAUUUUCCCCACCAAAGGUCUACAUCUGUCCUGCUUGUAAGCCUCAACAACAAGACUUGUCUGCAACACCUUCAGUCAAUCUUGAUAGAUCAAUUAGUGUCAAGUUUGUAGAGCCUAAAACACCUCCUAAACAUACAAAGAAAUUGAGAGAAGCUGAGCCUAGUCCAACGCAAAAGAUGCUUUCAAUUACAGAUCAUAGUCAUAGUUUUAGCAGUGGGAUUGAACGCUUAUGGUGGCGAAAUAGGAAGCCCUUCAGAAGAGCAGCAAAAAAACGUGCCGAGCUUGAUAUUCUUUCUCCUUUUUAUCAUGUACAACAAUAAAACUGGAAGUAGAUGGUUAUCAAUCAUUUAAUUUAUUCAAUUGAUUUUUAUGG
This is a messenger RNA of Quercus lobata, 2623 nucleotides long. RefSeq lists its product as uncharacterized. The transcript has 9 exons. NCBI's taxonomy places the organism in Eukaryota, Viridiplantae, Streptophyta, Magnoliopsida, Fagales, Fagaceae. Gene Ontology annotation, molecular function: protein binding. Gene Ontology annotation, cellular component: cytoplasm. The record is from RefSeq and is a predicted model, not a curated record. Bases 141 to 1658 code for a protein of 505 amino acids.